Messenger RNA from Daphnia pulicaria, 1831 nucleotides. RefSeq names its product alpha-(1,3)-fucosyltransferase C-like. Bases 166 to 1617 code for a protein of 483 amino acids. Gene Ontology annotation, molecular function: alpha-(1->3)-fucosyltransferase activity. Lineage: Eukaryota; Metazoa; Arthropoda; Branchiopoda; Diplostraca; Daphniidae. The transcript has 2 exons. The record is from RefSeq and is a predicted model, not a curated record. Gene Ontology annotation, cellular component: membrane.
CGCCGGCCUCCGCCAGUCUCAGUCGAACCGCCGUGGCGGCCGCAUGGUGUCGAUUAUUCUCUUCCGUCUCCUCCCGUCAUCCUGAUGGCCCGUUCAAGUUGAUUCUGCCCAGCAGCCAAGCAAAGCUAAAAGGAACCAAAUUUUCUUGUCAAUUCUCCAUCAUAAAUGUUGAAAUUUCACGGGAAGAAAAACAUUUUCUGCUGCCCGCUGCUCUUCGCCUUUUCACGUCUGACGCUCGUUCGCUGGUUGGCCACCAGUUUCAUCGGCGGCGCGGUCAUCGUCCUCUACCUCCUGCCCGCUUACCAGCACCGACAACAACAACAACAUCGCCAGGUCUCGUCGAUUGCCGGCCUAUCAUCGCUGGAUCAAGUUUUGUUGUUGUCCGACAACCGUCAUCCGAGCGGCAACAACAACCAACAACAACAGGGGCAACAACAACAACAGCAGCACAUCGUUAUCCUGUACUGGACCAAAUAUUUCGAAUACAACGACUUUGAAGUUGGGCUGGGGCGGACGCCGUUCACGACGGCCCAGUGUCCGCCAGAGCGUGGGACUUGCUGGACGACGACCGAUAGGGGGUUGCUGAACCGAAGUCAGGCCGUCAUUUUUCACGCCCGGGACCUCGAUCCCGACGACUUACCUCCGCCCGGAUGGCGUCGACCUCAUCAGCAGUUCAUCUUCUUCAAUUACGAGUCGCCCGUCCACACGGACCUGGCCAAGUUGCGAUUGUAUUUCAAUAAUUACUUCAACCGGACCAUGACUUAUCGACGGGACUCGGACGUCGUCAGCCUCCACCCUUACGGCCGGCUCAAAUGCCGGCCAUCAUCCGGCGACAGCGGCCGUUGUUUGAAUUUCCCGCGCUUUUCUUCGUUUGAAAAAAUGAACCAGACGACACCAGGGUGGGCGGAAGAGGAAGAAUUCCGGAUGGAUUUGACGCAGAAGAAACGGACGGCGGCCUGGUUCGUCUCCAACUGCGUGACGGACAGCCGGCGGGAGUCGCUGGUUCGCAACCUGUCGCUCUUCAUUCCGGUGGAUAUUUACGGCGAGUGCCACGGCGGCCACCAGUGCCGCAACCGGCCGGAAUGCGACCGGAUGCUCAGCCGCCAUUAUCGAUUUUAUUUGAGUUUCGAGAAUUCCCUGUGCCCGGAUUACGUGACGGAGAAACUCUACCGGGCCCUGGCUCACGACACGGUGCCGGUGGUUUACGGCGGAGCCGAUUAUUCCCUCUACCUUCCGGCCGGAUCGUACGUCGACGCCAGGGAUUUCGAGAGUCCGCAGAGCCUGGCCGAUCACCUCAAGAAAUUGAUGAGCGACGAUCGACUUUAUCUCAAACAUUUCACCUGGCGCCGGAAUUACGUAGUCGAUCCGGCGCCUUUAGACGGAUGGUGUCAGCUCUGCCGGCUGCUCAGCCAUCAGCCAAGCGCAACGGAAACCAAAACUUACCCGGACAUUGCAGCCUGGUGGGCCGGACGAACUACAGCCAACAACCAAUCCUGUUUUCCACCGCCCACUUCACUGGUGGACGAACCCCAAACCCCAACCCCGCCGGAAGAUCCUUCCGUUUCGGCAGACUACGUUCGACAACUAGUCAACAAACUCCGUCGGAUUAUCAUCUGACUCUUUCUCUCUAUACACUCAUCGAUCGUUACCAAAAAUAAAAAAAAAUAAAAAAAGAUAAAAGAUUUCGGAGAAAUUGACAUUUUCUUUUGUGAAUAUUUUUGAAUCCAGUGUUUGUAUUAUGCGGAAUAAUUUUGAUUUGGAUACUGUUUACGUUCAAAUUUUUACGGUUAAAUACAAAACGUCAGGGUUGUGAUGGCCCUUUUAUUAAAAU